GGUGCGGCUUGCUUCUGACAGUCUUGCGCUCCAGGGACGCCGGCCGUGCGCUACCUUACAGCUAGCAGCGGCGUCAGGAAGAUCCGCAAAUACCGCAUUAACAGUAAAUCCCAAGGAAUACCAAGAGCUAGCCCAGCACCGGCAAUGCUGCCGUCCCCGUGGAGUGAAUGCAUAGGCAUGUCCCUCCUGCAUUAGAAAGCCCCAGCUGUCUUUCCACCUCUGUGUGUCUGCGAUCGGGCUCAAAAUAAGAGACCUGUAAGAAGGCAUCGCACUCCAUGCCCCGGCCGUCCCUAGAGCAGGUGCUCCCUGUUCGCAGGUUUUGCAAUUGCUCGGCUCAGUAUUAAUGAGGCGGCCGCAGACUGAGUUUGACAUGGCUCUGUCCGGGACCGUCCUCCCACCUAUAAACACGUUCGCCACCAGCUCGAACGCGAAGAGUGUGGAAACACCGACGGGACAGCACGCGGCGUAUAAUAGAUGGAGGGGAGAGAUGACUAAUCUGAGGCGAUCCAUGGAGAGCGACUGCCAGAACCUGGGGUAUAGAAGGGAGGACGAGGAGUUAAGCGAGCUGUUAGACCUAGACUUUAUUUUAUCGAACACGAUGAAUUCAGAAACGAUGGGAAACACUGCCAAUAAUUUCAACUGCCCCAUGACUAACACAGCGGGGAAUGCCGCGGACUUGUAUCAAAGAGAGUCUUACAGCAUUACGGAUAUCGGCGAGGGUCCGCCGAGUGGUGGGAGUCUUGUGGCCGAGUUGCUGAGACCGGACCUGGACCCCAGUUACUGCCACCCCAGGAGCCUGCAUGGCAAAUUCGUACUGAGGACAGCGGCGGAGGCGGGGGAUUACAGCCAGGCGGUGCACAUUGCCAAGCCCACUCCGCCCAUCGACGCGCACCUGAACCACCUUCAGCAGGUAUGCCAGAAAGUCAAACAGGAGCCGCUCAGCGUCAGUGCCACAUGUGCAAUGGGGAGAGAGCUGGACGGGCAUGUCGCUGCAUCUCAAGUGCCUGGACCCAGUCACAGGCAAGCCUGCCAACCGAGGCAGAAUCAGGACGGGUUUAGCAGCAGGGUGACCUCGUCCUUGGCUUCAGAGGACAUUCUCAGCAGGCCGUGCAACUCAUCUCAGCUCCUGGCGCCCCAGAGAGCCGCCAACAUCCCUCUGCAGCAGACCUUCAGCCCGGCGGGCAGUUACGCUCACUUCCAGGAUCAAACCGCGCUCCCGUAUCAAGAGCUCUUACCCUCGGGGUACCCACCUCGAGAAGAAAAGCCAAAGAGAGGCCGCCGUUCCUGGCCCAGGAAGAGGGUGGCCACUCACACGUGUGACUAUGCCGGCUGUGGGAAGACAUACACCAAAAGCUCCCACCUGAAAGCUCACCUUCGGACACACACAGGGGAGAAACCCUAUCACUGUGACUGGGAAGGCUGUGGCUGGAAGUUCGCUCGUUCUGAUGAACUGACGAGACACUAUAGAAAACAUACGGGACAUCGUCCUUUCCAGUGUCACAAAUGCGACCGAGCAUUUUCCAGAUCCGAUCACUUGGCUUUACAUAUGAAAAGACACUUGUAGUUAAACAACAACAUGGCAUGGAACAACUCUAGGGCUUCUACUUGUAAAUAUACUCACUGCCUUUCACUCUGCACCCUUGGGCGCGUGCAAAGGAACUAAUAUACCCAAGUGUCCUGGUGAAUAAUAUUGGCCUGAAGUGGAAUCUAUCUGCUGAGGUAGCCGAUGCAAAGCGUCAAGGUUCGUUCCAAAGAGCCCCGAGUGGCCCGUGAUCCACUGAAAUCAUUGGAGAACAUGAAACAGGGUAAAUAUAAACUUUGCUAUUCCAUGUGCCUUACAACGACUCCAAGCAGAUCACAGUUCGUCCAAAAGCUCAAUUCCUUUGUACAAAGGGAGAGUCCAGGUACAGAAGGCUUGCUCUAUAUAUAAACCAAGAAACUUGACGAGACGGUGCUCACAGACUGGCAGCCAGAUUUUGCGAAGUGGAAAACUAUGCAAUAAAUUCUGUCACUGGAUACGAAGAAGUGCAAGUUCAGGUUUACGGUAUUGUCAAAGGUCAGGUAACAAUUUCUCCCUCAUAUCGCUGAAUAUCACUCCGUGGUUUCUGUGCAAUAAUGAUUAUUAAUUUUAUAAUAUUCUAUACUUUGAAGCAGAACAGAUUUCAUUUCUAUAUUUUACUCAACAUAUUUUAUCUAAUGUACAUUUUAUGUGACAAUUUUGUACAUUUGUAAAUAAGGAGUAAACAUUUUCAUCAUUUUGGAUAUUGCAUAUAAUGUUUUUUGGAAAAGGAAAAUGUAAUAAACUUAAAAUUUCUGUAUCUGUA
Molecule: messenger RNA, 2324 nt
Organism: Hypanus sabinus (Atlantic stingray)
Lineage: Eukaryota; Metazoa; Chordata; Chondrichthyes; Myliobatiformes; Dasyatidae
Product: Krueppel-like factor 4
Exons: 5
Coding region: 344-1564 (406 amino acids)
Biological process (GO): regulation of transcription by RNA polymerase II
Molecular function (GO): DNA-binding transcription factor activity, RNA polymerase II-specific; RNA polymerase II cis-regulatory region sequence-specific DNA binding
Source: RefSeq, a predicted model, not a curated record